AAAAAAGAAAAAAAAAGAAAAGAAAAUAGGCGAACGGGGGCGUGGUUACAGGAGACGUCACGGACACAAAACGAGACCCUAUUGGUCGCUGAAGUCAACAGCGGAAGCGCUGUCCUCUUCCUCUCAUAUCCACCCAUACUGACACGCAUUCACCGGUCUCCGGCUCGCAGUUUAUGUUUGGCCGCUCGGUUGGUAACCUGUUCCAGAGAGUCCAGAGCUUCUUGAACCGGAGGUCACUAAUGACGAAGCCGAAUGUUGUCUUUGUUCUCGGCGGGCCCGGCGCCGGCAAAGGGACCCAGUGCUCCAAAAUUGUGGAGACCUACAGCUGCACUCAUUUGUCAGCUGGGGAUUUGCUCAGGGCAGAGCGAAGCAGGAAGGAUUCGACGGACGGGCAGCUCAUUGACACCUACAUCAAGGAGGGUAAAAUAGUGCCAGUGGAGAUCACCAUCAACUUACUCAGGAAGGCCAUGGAAAGCCAAAAGGAAGAUAAGAGCUACUUCCUUAUUGACGGUUUCCCCCGUAAUGAGGACAACCUUCAGGGAUGGAACCGGGUCAUGGACGGCCACGCCGACGUCAGAUUUGUGCUUUUCUUCGACUGCGGCAAUGAGGUUUGCAUAAACAGAUGUCUAGAACGGGGGAAAAGCAGUGGACGGACAGAUGACAACAGAGAGAGUUUGGAGAAAAGAAUCCAAACCUACCUGCAGUCUACACGACCCAUCGUCCAACUCUACGAGAAACAGGGGAAGGUGCGCACGGUAGACGCUUCUCGUUCUGUGGACGAGGUGUUUGCUGAUGUUAAAACCAUUCUAGACAAAGAAGGUUUUUUGAAGAAGUGAAAGCCAUCCUCGAAAAAGAAGCAAGAGUUUCUGUAAACUGCCAGGAACAUUCGUUUUCCUUUGAUCUUUUAUUUUCAUUUUUAUCACUUGCAGUUCUACUUGAUUACGUUUAUAUAUAUAUAUAUAUACUUAUGAGGUUUUGUUUACCUUUUGGUUUCUAUGUUUUUGUUUUGUUUUUGUAAAUGCUGUAAAUGUUGGUAUGAAUGGAAGGAGGAGAUGCAGCGGAGCUCAAAGCUCAGCGUCUCGUCUCAGCCUGAGGCUUCAGUUUGGAGCAGAUCGCUGGUGUGGAGAGGCUCUCUGUUUGUCAAAGACACUUAAAACUAAGAAUCAUUAAUGUCAUCAUCAUGUUGUAAGAAGCAACACUUAACCUUCAGACCAAAUGGUUGUGAUAAGAACCGCCCUUCUCUGAACAGCCAAUAAAAUUCUCUCAAUAAACUGAAUGAAACAUCUGUCUGCUGUUUGAGCAUUAGAGGUUUGCCAUGGCUUUAUUCUGAGACAACGUUCUGAUGAACAUGGGUAAAAAUGAAUGUUUUGUAAAACUUGAAUGCUGUUUUAGGAGAAUGAAUAAAGCUGCAAAGACAA
This is a messenger RNA of Austrofundulus limnaeus, 1418 nucleotides long. RefSeq names its product cytidylate kinase (gene cmpk1). The transcript is spliced from 7 exons. NCBI's taxonomy places the organism in Eukaryota, Metazoa, Chordata, Actinopteri, Cyprinodontiformes, Rivulidae. Gene Ontology annotation, molecular function: ATP binding. The record is from RefSeq and is a predicted model, not a curated record. Bases 174 to 836 code for a protein of 220 amino acids. Gene Ontology annotation, biological process: pyrimidine nucleotide biosynthetic process; 'de novo' pyrimidine nucleobase biosynthetic process.